This is a messenger RNA of Momordica charantia (bitter melon), 1526 nucleotides long. RefSeq names its product glucan endo-1,3-beta-glucosidase 8. Gene Ontology annotation, biological process: carbohydrate metabolic process. The record is from RefSeq and is a predicted model, not a curated record. Lineage: Eukaryota; Viridiplantae; Streptophyta; Magnoliopsida; Cucurbitales; Cucurbitaceae. Gene Ontology annotation, molecular function: hydrolase activity, hydrolyzing O-glycosyl compounds.
UGAAGGAUAAUGGAAUAAAAAGAGUGAAGCUUUUCGAUUUGGAUUCCGUGGCUAAUCUAUCUGCCUUGGCCGGUACCGGAAUUAAGACCAUCGUCGGCGUCCCGAAUUAUCUCCUUCAGACAUUUGCAACCGACUACAACCUUGUCAAAGAUUGGGUUAAGCAAAAUAUUUCUGCUUACAUGGGUGACGGCGGCGUUGAUAUCAUAUACAUCGCCGUCGGAAACGAACCAUUCUUGGGUGCUUACAAAGGAAUGUACACCAACACCACAUUCCCGGCCAUGCAGAACGUACAGAAAGCUCUGGAAGCCGCCGGCCAUAGCGACAAAAUCAAAGUCACAACACCCUUAAACGGCGACGUUUACCAAUCCUUUUCCAACCUCCCUUCCGACGGCAGGUUCCGAACCGACAUCUACGACCCCAUGAAGCAAAUAGUCCAAUUCCUCGACAAAAACAAAUCCCCAUUCAUGAUCAACAUCUACCCUUUCAUCAACCUCUAUCAAAACCCCGGCUUUCCAUUCAAUUAUGCCUUCUUCGACAACGACGGAAAGGUCAAAGACAGCGUCAUCGACGACAAGGGCACCAUUUACUACAACGUCUUGGACGCGCAUUACGACACGCUGACGUAUUCGCUGAAGGAAAUGGGCGUUAACGACAUGAAAAUCAUCAUCGGAGAAGUGGGGUGGCCGACGGACGGGAACAUAUAUGCGAACACGACGGUAGCGAAGAGAUUCUACAGCGGGCUGUUAAAGAGAAUGGCGUCCAACAAAGGGACUCCAAUGAGGCCGAAGGAGAAUUACGAGGUGUAUAUGUUCAGCCUUUUGGACGAGAACAUCAAGAGCAUUGACCCGGGGAAUUUCGAGCGCCAUUGGGGGAUUUUCCGRUACGACGGGACCCCCAAGUUCGCGAUGGACUUUUCCGGGAACGGGGCGGAUAAGAUGCCGGUGGGGGCGAAGGGGGUGGAGUAUAUGAAGAAUCAGUGGUGUGUGAUUGCGGAUAAUGUGACUGAAUUGGGUGCGAGCAUACAAAAAGAUGUGUCGUGGGCGUGCGAGCAUUCGGAAUGCACCAGCUUGGGGUACGGGUGCUCGUGCAACAACUUGGGCGUGCGAGGGAAUGUUUCGUAUGUUUUCAAUAUGUAUUAUCAGAUGCAGGAUCAGAAUCCGGCGGCGUGCGGCUUCGGAGGGGCGGCCAAGAUUGUGACCAAGAAUGCAACCGUAGGGGACUGCUUGUUUCCGAUACAGAUUACGGGGUCCAGCGGCAGCACCACCGCAAGUUCCAGCCCGGGCGGGAGCCCAAGCGGGAGCCCGGGCGGCUCCGGCAAGAGCGCCGGGGAGAGCUUGAGGAUGAGGGCGGCGGUGGCGCUGGUCGGGCUUGUGGUGUUCAGCCUGUUUGCAUUUUAGUGUGAACAAUAAUGGGGGUUUACACUUAUUUAUUUAUUUUUUGCAUGUGUUUUGUUUUGUUUUCGUGUUUCAGAUCAGUUGAGAUUUGGUUUAGGACAAUUUUGAAGGAGGUAUUUGCCUCUUGAUUUU